This is a messenger RNA of Oncorhynchus kisutch (coho salmon), 1743 nucleotides long. RefSeq names its product hematopoietic SH2 domain containing (gene hsh2d). The transcript is spliced from 7 exons. Bases 183 to 1409 code for a protein of 408 amino acids. Gene Ontology annotation, cellular component: cytoplasm. NCBI's taxonomy places the organism in Eukaryota, Metazoa, Chordata, Actinopteri, Salmoniformes, Salmonidae. The record is from RefSeq and is a predicted model, not a curated record.
AGAUUCACGCAUGGGAAAAAUAUCUCCACCCUUUUCCCUCACAGGAGCUAACUUGUAAAGGUGUGUGAACAGCGCAAAGCUUCAGUUUCGAGUUGCUCCUCAUGAGAAACUGCAAAUUAUAGAGGAACAAUCAGAGCAAUAGCGAAGUGCUCUUUGAAGUUGGGGACACAACUGGGGGGGGUAUGGAUGGAACACAGACUCAGGGAAGACAUGACGCCCUUUCCUGGUUCACUGAGUUCCAACUGGACUGUGUCAUCAGGAAUGGGGUAGUUCCAGAAUGGUUCCAUGGCAUUAUUUCCAGGAAGGUUGCUGAGGAAAUGCUCCUGUCCAAUCCCACAGGCUACUUCCUGAUCCGUGUCAGUGAAAGCAGGAUAGGAUACACACUCUCCUAUCGUGCCACUGAUCGGUGCAGGCACUUCAUGAUCGAUGUGCUGAAGGACAAUCGCUACAUUAUUGUAGGAGAGGACAUGCAUCACAGCUCACUGCAAGACCUGGUGAACUUUCACCGCAGGGUGCCUAUCAUGCCUUUCAAUGAGCUGCUGACUGUAGCUUGUGGACAGGUAUCAAAGGACAAGACUGAUUAUGCAGAACUGUUAUUCCCCAAAAGACCAGCCAUGAACCCUAAUCAUGGUGUGUUGCCAAAUAACCCCCCACACAUGCACAGUAGUACUCAUCUGAAAGUAGCUGAGGACAUUCCACCUGCCCUCCCACAUCGUCCCAGCACAUUGAGUGACCCUGCCGGCCCACCUCCAAACACUAGCACACCACCUGUAUCUCCAAACACCCCUUCUCCCAGACUCUACCCCUGCCUGGAGACUGAGUUAAACACACUGAGCUUCCAAACCCCAAGCAUGGUAGAUCAUUCUGCUAAACCAGUGCCAUUGCCCAGGAAAAUGCAUGUAGUCACCAUGGCCCAGCCGGACCAACCUCCUGAGUUACCUGCCAGAGGCCCUGCUCUACCACAGAGAAAGGACACGGACCAGAGCAGCACAACAUCUAAAGGUCCCACAGAACCCAGGACUGUGGGUACAGGCAGACCACAGACCCGACCAAACACACACCACCAGGACCCAAACUCCAACCAACAGAAGAAUCAAGAUGUAAAGUCCGUGGUCAGCAACCUGAGCUACUUCAGGAGGAAGUUCCAUAAGAAGAGAAGUGCCUCUCAGGAGCACAUGUAUGCAGAGAUUAGUGUGGAGGAUGAGCAGGGGCAAGACCAGGGGAAACUCACAGCCGUGGAGGCUAGAGAUAGGGAUAUUGAUACAGCUGCUGAUAACGAGUAUCAGAUGCUACCAGGAGAGAUUGACAAUGGCCUUCCACCCAUCACUGCUGUCACCUCUGUUAGACCCACGGACUGUGGGUUACUGUCAGAGUAUCUGAACCCUCCUCCUUUUGCCCCUGGAUACUAAUGUCCACUUCUCUACCCUCAGGAUGGCUGGGUGGCCAAACGGACACAUGCAUUUUGAGAAGGCACUGAUGAGUUAAAGUUAGUCUGAAGAUUUUCUAAUUUAACUGAAUAUAUCUAGAAUCUCUUUUACAACGUAACAUUGAGAACUAUUUAUGUCUGCAACCAGCUCUGGUUAGUGAUUUGACAAUAUCCAAUGUUUUUUUUUACAGUGCUAUGUAUGGUAAACUAUUUCAUAUCAAAUGUGAAAAUACUUUUGUUUUAUUUAAUUUGAUGUGAGGAAUUAUGUUAGACAUCUAUGUAUUAUUUUCAUUAAAAUACAACCAUGGCAAAUACCU